GACAUAACUGUGAAAUCGGAGCACGUGACAAUGAAAUCGCCAAUCAAAAGUCGUUUUAUGAAAAGGUAUUUGCUCAUUCACCUUUUUUAGUUGCAAGAUGGGCGACGAAUGGUGAACCAUAAAAUGAUUAAAUUCGGGUUUAAGAUUGAUGUGAGAAAACAUGAGUAGACGAGGGGACUCCAGACAGAAAAGAGGACAAUCAAACAGCCCUGUGUCACAGAAAGAUCAGAAAGCUCCAGGUACCAGACAGACAAAAAGAAAGGGAGGCCUCUUAGAGCCAAAUGCCUCUCCUAAAUCUGAUACAAGUGAGAACAUAAUAAACCUACAGACAGACACACAAGAAGGCACUGAGGACAAACAGCCAUCAGAGUCUGCAAAGAAACAGAAAGCAGGCAGAGGACGAACAGGUAGAGGGAAGAAAUAUCCACCAGAAUCCUCCAAAUUAGAGGAAGAAGAACAGCCUCCAAAAGAAGGACCCAGCAAUCCAGAGGUCAACUCUUCUUCUACUGAGGGGCAGAAAGUGGAAACUCAGGGCCUACCCCCUCCUCUACAAUCUACCCACCAAAGCGGUGACUUACAAUCAAGUGGUGGAUCCAGACCAGAAUCCCGCUCCUCUCUGAAAAAAUCGACUGAUUUACAGGAGAUGGAGACUCAUGAAAAGUUGAUAGCUAUUCCUCCCAAAAAACGAAAAGGGAAUGAAAUAGAGAGGGAGCCUUCCCCUCCAUCUAAGAGACAUUCCAUUGAUUUGAGUGAAUGGAUAAAUCAGAGAGUUCUAGCCAAACGUGACGGCCUCUACCAGCCUGGACAGAUCAGCGACAUCAAACAAAACAGACACAUAGGUGUACUUUUUGAUAGUGACAAAAAUACUGUAUAUUUUAAUGAUGUUCUGGAUCAGCGCACACAGUUUGAUAUUAUAAGUGACCAUAGUCCCAUGGCUAUGAUGACCAAUGUUGGUAGCAGAGUGUGUGUGAGGAUCAUUCCUGAAGAAAAUUUUUAUUAUGAAGGGGUUAUAAUAGACAAAAAGUCACAACCUGUUUCAUAUUUUGUCAAGAUACAAGGUCACCAUGAGGACAAAUUUAGGGAACCUCAGUGGGUGUCUCGUGCAGUGCUCCGACUUAUUCAGCCACCAUGGUAUGAAGACCUUGAGAAUCUACCAGAACAGCAAGAACCAGUCACUCCUGUUCCUAGCAUGGGAUAUCCUCUUCAGUUACAAAUGCCACAUCAUCCUAUAACUCAUCAUCAUUAUAAUCCACAAAUGGAGAUAAGUCCUCCAUUGCAAGGCAGGUUGGAAAGGUCCCCUUCAUUGCCACAAAGCACCAGUAUAGAAAGGGGGGAUUCCUCUGAAGAUGAAAUGAAGAGUGAAGAAUUUGAUUUUGAUUCAGGUCUAAGCACCCCUAGAUCUGGCAGUGCUACUCCUGGGUCUGGGUGUCGGUCCCAGGGAGGGAGUGGGGGAAACCGUCCUCCUCCAAAAAAGAGGGAAUUUUCAAGGAGCAGGAGUGUGCAGUCUUGUGAAAGCAGCAGAUCCAGUACCCCUAGAUCUCCAAGUUCUACGCAGAAGUAUAAAAAGGGUGAUGUGGUAUCAACUCCUAAUGGGAUUCGAAAGAAAUUCAAUGGAAAGCAGUGGAGAAGAUUGUGUUCUAAAGAGGGUUGUACGAAAGAAUCUCAGAGACGUGGUUAUUGUUCUAGACAUUUGUCUAUGAAGGGACAAAAGAGCAUGAGAGGAAACAUGCAGCAAUUUAGGAAGGGGGAGUUUAAAGAUGGCCAUAUGGAGUGGUCUGAAAGUUCAACCAGAGAGAGUAGUGUCACUGACUUUGAUCCAGAACAUCCUCAGAGAUUUGAUGAAACAGAAGCAGCUAAUAUGUUGGUGUCUUUAGGAAAUUCAAGAUCCACAACUCCAGCAUUUUCACCAACCCCUAGUAAUCAUCCUAUUUCUCCACACCCUGUGCAAUCACCAAGUACUAUGGGACCAAGGGGUAAUCCCUUAUCAUUUGCACCUAUUUCUCCUCAUCCCCAGACACAGGGCUUCAUGACCUCUCCAACUCGUAGCUGGAGCUCAGGUACAUCAAAGUCGGGGAGCUCCUCAUCAGAACAUGUAUCCCCAAUCACACCCAGAUUCCCUCCAACAUCUCAUGCACACAUGUACAAUACUCCUGAAAUGGAACAAUUGUAUCAGAAAAUUGCAAGUGCGAGCAAUUUUAAACUAGAUCCAGUGAAAGCAGGCCAAGAACCAGGCAAAGCUCCAGUGACUUAUGACUCUGCCAUCUUGCAUGCACAGCAGAGGAUUCCAACAGGAAGUGUUUCUGUGCUACCUUUAACUCCUGAUUUGCAGGCCAGAAAAAUGACACACAGUUUGUCCAUGAGUGCUCUACCAUCUCCAAAUCCCGAUCGUCAUAAGGAGCUCAACAAUCGCAACACUACUCCAUCCUCAAGAAUUUCAAAAUCAUCAAUGUCCACAUUGAAAAGUCUGAUAAAUUCUGCCCCUGCACCAAUUAAACCCCAGACAGCAGUGGUGCCUCCAGUGUCCAGUCCAGAUCAUCUGCCAUCAGUCAUACAACAGCAGCUACAACACCAAAUUCCCGCUCAGUCCUUAUUACCCAUAAUGCCUGUAGCCAAUGGAGGAAAGAAUGAACAACCCACAGCAGUCACCUCUGCACCAGUUAAUUCUAAUAAGCCUGUGCCUGUGUUUCCGUGGCACGCAUUGGUUCCUUUUCUCACUAACACAGGACCACCGACAGUAGCUCAGGUUCCUACGUCAACCAUAGAACAACCAAUAGAAAAACAACCACAAGCUGUCAACUCCACAUUGUCACCAAAGAAAGCCAGCCAAUCGGAGCAAAGAGUCAGUGCUUCAGAUGCACCUCCCAUUGAAGAUGAUAUUGAGGAGGAUUAUGACGAUGAUGUCUUUGAUACUAAGGAAGAACCCCAGCCUGAGCCAAAAAAGAUCCCCGCAAAAAGACGUAGCCAAAGCCUUAGUGCCUUAAAAGACAAAGAGGAAAAGAGCCCCAAAAAGUCAAAAGAUAAAGACCACAUCAGGAGACCUAUGAAUGCCUUUAUGAUAUUCAGUAAGAGACAUCGACACUUGGUCCACCAGCGACACCCUAACCAGGACAACAGGACAGUCAGUAAGAUCCUAGGGGAGUGGUGGUACGCUCUGGGACCAGUAGAAAAACAAAAGUACAACGAUUUGGCUAAUCAGGUUAAAGAGGCCCAUUUCAAGGCUCAUCCAGACUGGAAAUGGUGUUCCAGGGACAGGAAGAAAUCUGGAACAAUUGCUGACAAGUUAAAACAGCGGACAAGUAGUCAGCGUCUUAGUUCUACUGACGACAUAUUGGAGGACACAGGGUGGGAUACUACAAUGGACAAUGAAGACAGUGUAUUUUUGAAUCGAGAAUCCUUGUUUGAAAACAUAAGAGGGGGAAGAUCUCAGAGUUUGUCAGCCGUCCCACGAGAUGGGGAGGGGUCAGCCUUCAUGCCACCGGGGAUGAAUAUCAACCCAAACGAGGACCAAAGAGGAUUUACAGAGGCAUUAAGAAGACAAUUAACAAAUGGCCUGGGUCUUCAGAAAUCUCCAUUAUCAAUGCCCUCCCCCCACGAAACCCCACGGUCAUCCCUGAGUCAUCACUCCUCCCCAUUGGCUAAAUCCUCCCCUCUGGCCCAGCCCCCAGUGGACAUACAGCGACAUCACUCAGUGUCCAGUAUAGAGGAAGCUCAGUCCAGAAUAGCGGCAGGGUCCAGAGACUUAGGGGGAGAUGGGGAUGGAAGUGACGAUGAGAAAAUGGUUAUUGAUGAAGAUAAAGGUGAUAAGAGUGACGCUGAAGGUAAAAGCCUAAUUUGUCAUGAGCAUGUGUCUGACAGCGAGACAGACUCCCAGACAGAGGAGGACGUUCCUACUGAGAACAAAAUUAACAAGGCCUUCCCACAGCAACGAUUCUCCCCCUCCAAUCAGCCAGCUGAUAUAGCAUUCAGACCCACCCCAAUCAAGAAGCUGCCUGAGGGUCAGCCCAAGAUUGUUCAGUCAUCAAUUCCUGGGGCAGGGCUUGACUUGGCUGAACACAUUCCAAGACCAUCUAGUGUGGGCUCUGGUUUCCAGCCUAAAGGUGCUGUCUUCAGAGCAAAAAACGCCCAUUCAAGAAUGGCCUCUACAGGAAGUGUUUUAGAGGGAUCUCAUGCCAAGCAUGACGGCACUCCAAGGCUCUGUCAGCAACCUCCAAUCAAAGUGGGCAAUAUGAAGAUCCACAACAUUACGAUGACAACUCAAAACCAACAGCUUAUUGUGUCCACAACGACUGAAACAGUGCUUGGGAAGCAGAAUUCCAAAGGCCAGGUUAUCAACAAAGUGACAAAGUCCAAGCAGAGGAACAAUUCUCAGCAAGUGCCCAUACAGCCUGCUGUAACCCCACCCUUACAGUAUCAGACCAAACCAGUCACAUCAAGCAAUGUUCAACUGAUUGCUCCCAAUCAGACCAUAGCUACAAAUAUGGUACAGAACAACAUGGUGAUGUCCACUUUCUCAACUAUGGGCAAACCAAUUACCACACCUGUGCCCAUUGCUUCUAAACCCAUUGUUUCAAUGCAGCAGGCACAUAUUGCCACACCAACAACUCUAAAGGCAGGAGUUCCAAACAUUCAGCAAAUUCAGACCGGUCCCAACAAUGGUGUUAAAGGAAUGAGCACAAUUGUCCUGCAAAACAUUCCAGCUUCUCAGUACACUAUUUUGAAUACCCAAAAUAUUGGAAGCCCUGUGGCUGUUACAAAAGCCAUAACCACAUCAGUGUCCACAAUUCAAACCAAUCAGGUCUCUGGAGGGUACAUCACAACACUGAGGAAUAUUGUCCCACCUCAAAACCAACAGUCACAACCUUCACAAACUCCUACUACUAUUUAUACAAAUCUGGUGCAACUGAAGUCCACCAAUCAGACAGCAGCUACUCCUUCAGUGCUGAAUGCUGUGAAUUCCCAGCCAGGACUUCAGCCAACACAGAUUCAGUACAUUCUUCCCUCAGUGAGACUGGAGACUCCUAAUGGGGGCAAAGUCCAAAAUCUUCUGCAAAUGGCCCUUCCUGGUGGACAAGUUCAACAGUUGUCCUUUGGUGGUAACCAAUCACAGGCUCCCUUACAUUCUCCACUACCACCUCAGAUGCACCAGCAACAUUAUCCAUUACAGCCCUCUCCUCAGCCAGUUCAUACUGGACAAAAGAUCCAGCUGGCUCCAGCUGGGUCCGGAAUCAAGAUAAGCCCAGUCAAAUUCCAGGGUCAAGCCAAUCUUCUCCAACCCCAGCAGCAGCAACAACAGAUUGUGCUGAAUGCCACCAAACAGCAGGCCCUACCCGUGACUGUGACCCAGUAUCAGAUAGUUAACCAGCCCUCCCCAUUACCCACAGGAGCUGUAGGAACAUCACAUCAGAUACCCACAGUGUCCCUGGCUCAGCCUAUAGUGUCGCUGGGAGCCUUCCAACAACAGCAACAAACCAUCACACAACUCCAGGGCCAAACCCCCGGGGCCACAAUCACACAGCUACAAGUCCACCCUCAGACCCCCACCCACAUACCAACCCCACACACACCCACCCAGGUAGCAGGCCAGGGGCAGAUCACCCAGCUACAGCAAGUCACUCAGAUGCAGCAAGCUAAACAGUACCCUGUCAGCCAGGUGUUGACCCCUGGGGCUCAGUACCAAACCAUGGGACAACAGCAACAGAGAUUCCAGUUCCUGCCCACACAGCAAAAGGUGAUGGUUCCUCAGUCAGUGACUAUAGCAUCAGUUGCCUCCCCUUCACCAGCAGUCUCCCCAGCUUACAUUCAGACCUAUGUAGGAUCUAUUCAGCCAAAUAAUCAGGGAGGGGUACAACAGGUGCUGAUUCAGCCCCAGGCCAUGCGGUCCCCAGCUGCCAGUCCAGGUCUUACACAGAACAUCCCACAGCAGCAAACCAUCGCAACCAAUCAAGGAAAAUUUGUAUACUAUUCAGCACCAAGCCCUACCCCUAAGGCUUCAGGAGGUAUAGCCACCACAGAGAAAAGUGACAUCGGAUUUGUGUCAGGAAAUAAUCAGAACUCAAGGCCUCUGAAGGUUAAAGCUACUAUAGCUAAUAUCCCUGUGGCCACUGAAAGUUUUCCAUCCACUCCAACCUCUCAAGGCAUAAGAAAUUCCUCAAGCCUUGCUGCUAACAGCCCUGCUGCCCCAAAAGCCCCUAGCCCACAGCCUGCAUACAGGAGCCCACCCGCAAUGAUUGGGCAGCACAAGCCCCAGAAGCCGUCUCCACUGGUACUGGAUAAUUCUGCGAUGGUCGAAGCUUCAGAUUCAAAGGCAGAGGAGGAGAGAAAGGAAGAGGGUGACAUUCGCCAGGAGAGGGCCUGCAAGGGGCGAAAAUACAAGGAACUAGUGGAGACAGGGGCAGUAACUCCACGCAGGGAAAGAAAAACCUCUAAGGGCAGUUCUGGACCUGAUUCCAGUGAGGAGAAGUCACCAGGCACCCAUUUUACCCAGAAAUCUCCAGUACAUGCUGGACUACCAGAGCAGAGCAUGCCCGCCCCCUCUCCUGCCACAACAGUUGGGACCCCCCUCAGCCCACGACCAAAACAUAAGCCCCCUCCCCUGCCUGUUUCAUUAUCCCAGAGUUCCUCUAUUCCCUCCCAAAGUCCAGCUCAGAGCCCAAAGAAGGUCACGUUCAAGAAGAAAUGUGAGGAUGGAAUGGAAAAAGUGCUACAGGUGGUUGACUUUGAGCAGAAGUUUGACCGGUUGCCCCAGUUUAUCCCCGAGGAGACAGAUAUGUCUUCGCCUCUCCCCCAGAGCCCUCGAGGAAUCAUCAGUAACUACAAACAACGCAAGAGGAAAAUGUCAUCAUUAGCCACAGGGGAGCUAACUCCCAGGGAAACAGAAAUGGAGGGAAUUUCUCCUAGCCCAAGUUACAAGAAAAUGUCCAGCGAAUCGGAAGCCAACACCCCUCAUACCCCCCAUAGUGCUCGUUUUGAAGACAACAUGUUCUUUGGAAAAAACUUUGAUAUUGAACAAAUGGCACUAUCAAAAAGUGCAGAGGAUUUUGGGGAGGGUAGUAUUGCUUGUUCCCCCAGGACUCCUAACUCCCCAGCAGGACAGUUUUCUUCUUUGCGACGAAUCCUUGAUCAGAGAAGACAACUUGUGAUGCAGCUCUUUGAACAAUUUGGAUUAUUUCCCUCUGCCCAAGAUACAGCCAAUUUUCAGGCAGAGCAUGCCUCUGUUUUCCCCAGCAAGGUUUGUUUGCAGUUGAAGAUUAGGGAAGUUCGUCAGAAAAUGAUGGCCCAGUCAGCAGCAGCAGAAAAGGCUGGAGCUGGUGGAGACGCAGGUCAGAGGUCAUCAGAAACGACUCCAAAUCCAGAGCCAUCUAGUGGGGGAGACAUGCGUGAUUCAGGGGAAGUGAAUUCAAUGUCGGUACCUCCCCACUCUGAGGGUAAUAUGGAGUAAAAGUGCUAUUUUAAUGUUAGAGACUCAUAGUGUAAAUAGUUUUUGAUCAAAUCUUUGUUCCUUAUUCUGUAUUAUCAAAGUGCAAAUUAUUCGUAUAUUAGAUAAUAUUUUGUUUUGUACAUAAUUUUGUUUAACAAAAACGUUUUUUAAAUGGCAAAUUUGGUGAUAUUUUAUGGCAUUGUUUGGGAAAGACACUGUAGACUCCUGAAUUAAAGCAUCUUUGUGAAAUAGAUGCUAUGUGCUCCAAGUUCAGAGUUUGUGAAAUGUUUGAAUUGUAAUGGUUAGUGUAAGGAAUAAUCCAGAAAAGUGCCAAAAGGAGAUAAAUUUGAAGAGAAAUAACCAAUAGCAGAUGAAAUCUGUCAUGUUAAAGAAAAAGGGGCAGGCCCUCGCUCUGUUUACGUACAGAUCAUGAAUUUUAGUCAAUAUUUUUUUUCUCUCUGUGUUUUUAACACUGUGUACAGUUAUAGAUGAGAUUAUAUAUGCUGUUAUAGAUACUGUUUUUUUUAAAUUGAAGUUGUUUGUUAUUUAAUAAGUUCUUGUUUUUGUCUCCUAGCUGUUUUAGCUUCAAGUUGUUCCCUGUGUGUAUGACAACAUUGUUGUCUCAGUUUUUAUGUUAAGAAUCUUCCUAUGUUGUGUCUGUAUAUGUUAAGUGAUAGAUAUAUUAAUAAUAUUAUGAUCAAAAGUUCAUAUUGAUACUUCACAAUUUUAUUUCCAUUUUCUUUUUUCAUAUUGCAUGUGCAAAUAUGCAUCCCCCCCCAAUACACACGCAAACGAUGAUUGGAGAGAUUUUGAGUAGAUAUACAUGAUAUCCAUUGAUAAAAAUACUUAAAAAAAUGAACAUUUUUGUAUUUCCUUAUCAAUAGUAGAUACACUUGCUUUGGGGUUUUAAGAAAAAGGAGUGAUGAAAGCAGAUCUAUGUAUCAUAUCUAUGUAUGCCCAAGAUGUUUUUGACAUUUUCACAUGUUUUGAGAGUGAAAUGUACUAUAAAUCUCCUUGUACAAACUGACCCUUUAUGUCUAAGCAAGGAUUGAAAUAAAUUGAUUUAUUUUUUCAGGGUAUCUUGUUUUUUUACAACUUCAAACUCUCUCUCUCUCUCUCUCUUCUAAUAUUUAGAAGUGAUCAAAGUCAUAUUAGAAUAAAACAAUGUUGAAAGGUACUUUUAAAGGUUGUUUUGAAGAGAUUUUUUAUGAAAGUAAUGAAUAUUUGUAUAAAAAUAUACCACAGAUGAUUUUUUUGAUUUUAAUAUUGUAAAUGACAUUUUAUCUGUGAGAAACUUAUUUUUACUUAACUAUGCCAGAUAGUCUACUCACAAAAAUUUCAUUCCAACCUAUAUUUUUCUUAGCAGUAAACAGAUUUUGUGAAAAAUUUGUCUCACUUAUGAAACUGUAUUAUUAUCACAAAAAAUUGGUGACCUACAGAGCCAAAAAAGGAGAUAAUUAUAUGCAAGACAUCAAUCUAUAACAUUUUGAAUUUUAUGAAAAUGGCAGUUUUAAAGUUGUUAUUUUUGAAGCAUGAAAGAUUACUGUAGUAACUUGUUUGCAUUAUAGAUAAAUGUGAUCAUUCUCUAAAUUUAUUAACUAAUGGACUCAGAUUUUAUUUAAGUUUUACUCAAUGGUUUAUUUAUAGCAACUAAAUUGAAAUAGGAAAAAGAUGCUAUAAACAGAAAAUCAAAAUUAUUUGUCCAUUAGCCUUACAUUAAAAAUGUAAAAGAUCAUUAAUGCUUUAAAAAAAAUUGCUCAUAUGUGUUAAUGUUUUGCUCACAGAUAUGUUUUAGGGGCAUCAUUUUUAAAACUUCAGCAUUCUUUCAACAUUACCUUGUUACUAUAAAUUUGUAUAAAUCUUCAUUUUUUUCAUUUCUAACAGUGUA
This is a messenger RNA of Saccostrea cuccullata (small rock oyster), 9305 nucleotides long. Its product is annotated as protein capicua homolog. The transcript is spliced from 26 exons. Gene Ontology annotation, cellular component: nucleus. NCBI's taxonomy places the organism in Eukaryota, Metazoa, Mollusca, Bivalvia, Ostreida, Ostreidae. The record is from RefSeq and is a predicted model, not a curated record. Gene Ontology annotation, biological process: regulation of transcription by RNA polymerase II. Bases 161 to 7438 code for a protein of 2425 amino acids. Gene Ontology annotation, molecular function: RNA polymerase II transcription regulatory region sequence-specific DNA binding; DNA-binding transcription factor activity, RNA polymerase II-specific.